Molecule: messenger RNA, 1338 nt
Organism: Manduca sexta (tobacco hornworm)
Lineage: Eukaryota; Metazoa; Arthropoda; Insecta; Lepidoptera; Sphingidae
Exons: 8
Coding region: 110-991 (293 amino acids)
Source: RefSeq, a predicted model, not a curated record
CGGAUGGCCACUAGCUCCGUUUCAUUAAGCACCACACAAUACUCGCAUUCAGUCUGCAUCGCAGGCCAAGAGCAUAACACGUAACCCUUGUCGCUGUAUAAUUUCAACAAUGUUGAAGACCGUCUUGAUUGUCCAUGUCCUGUUCACGCUGGCUUAUGGUCUCCAGUAUGACGGACUUAGAGCAAAAUUCGGCUGGUCGAAUGCCCUGGAAGACGUAGAAUACUUCUUCAAGAUUCCUCGAACGAUCAAAGAAGCGGAAGCCGAUGGGUGGCGCCGGACCGAGCGACCCCCCGGUCCACUACCAGAACUGAGGAUGUAUUGCCCCCCCGGCAGGAACGUGUGCCCCUUGUACGAUACCGCUGGAUCCGUGUCUGGACUGCAAGUCGGGUUUCCAGUAGAGGAAUUCGUGUCUCCCGUGGUGAAGCCUGAGAAGCUGUUUGUGAAGUGGCACGCUCCUGCUGCUGACGGCGAGCCCGCGAAGGACUUCUACACAUCCACUCAGUUUUACGUAUCGGAAGAAUCUCUCAAGGCAGGCGCGGGUCCAACAAUUGAAAAUGGCGCCACACUCCAAGAUGGCGGCGUGUGGGUGAAAGGUCCCGAUGGACACCUCAUGAGAAUCCCUACAACCGAAGCUGAACUCAACAGCACUAAAUAUAAGAAGCAAAACUGCAUACCUAACAUGGGUACUCAUUACUACUACAACAUGACCCGUCAAAUGGCCUGUGAGGACUUCUUCCCGUGGUUCGCACUGGUCACCCAGGGGGAUCUCAUCGGCACAGGGUUCCAAGUCAUCGGGAAGUUGAACAACAAAAGCCAGAAGCACCGCAACUGGUUUGAAGAUUUCUCCAACCCGGAAAAAAGCAUUCAGACUUCGAUGCCCCUCGCCCCUGAUUGUAUGGCUGAUUGGAUGUCCAAAUAUGGCCUGAUCUCCCUACACAUCUAUUUCACCAAUACUCCUUGGGAAAUCAAGUGCAGCGCCAAUACCUCGUAACUGCAAUCAUUGAACAUUUCUUACUUACUUUAAACCUUUUCUUUACAAUUUCUAUGAAUGUCUUUUAUACUAAUUUUCUAUUAAAAUAUUAAUGUUAUCUUACAAGUUUGUCUACGUGGAUAGGUAUUGGUAGUCCAUCGUCGGUAUUCCUUUUGUUUUUAGGACAGGCGACUCGAUUCAGCUAGCGCCGCCUCUCGACAGGCUCAUUCUCAAUAGCGUGCGUUACGCAUACCAAAUAUCCGACGAAGUCACCAAGCUUUUCAGCGGAUAAUUCGAUGUCACGUAUCGACGAUAUACUGUAACCAAAAGACUAUUGUAGAAAUAUUUUAAUAAACUUUUUGAUUGUG